Podospora pseudocomata is the source of this 180-nucleotide messenger RNA. RefSeq lists its product as uncharacterized. NCBI's taxonomy places the organism in Eukaryota, Fungi, Ascomycota, Sordariomycetes, Sordariales, Podosporaceae. The record is from RefSeq and is a predicted model, not a curated record. Bases 1 to 180 code for a protein of 59 amino acids. The transcript has 2 exons.
AUGUGCAACCCGACCCAAUGCUCCCACUCACUGCCUCCAUAUCUUGUGAAAAGGCAUCAGUUGUUGAGAGAAAAGCCAGAGGCACUCAGUUCGUAUCCAAAGGGCAAGUGUAGUUAUCGUCCCGGCAGUCAGGGCGUCUCGCAAGGGUUCGCGUUGUCUCGCAUGUCGCCGCCGCCUUGA